AUGGGCAAAGCCGAGAUCGCCACCAAGAAAUCGAACAACUCGGCCUCCUUAUGGGAUUUUAUCCGUGUAGAAUUUAAACGUGGCUAUUCUUUAGAAAAUGACGAAAAAGAAUUUUCAGACAGAAGAGAAAAAGUGUAUACUUUUAUGAAAAUACCCUUAGAAGUAGAACGAUUCAUGUUUUAUGGCUUUUGUCAGUGUGCAGAUUCAUUCCUAUUUGUUUAUACAUUCCUGCCAUUACGAGCAUUAGUAGCAUUAAAAUCAUUAAUUUGUAGCUCCUUAUCAAAAUUUAAAAAGAAACAUAAAAACAAACGGUUAUCUGCAGCGGAAACAUGCGACUUAUUAAAGAUGGCUGUACUAAUAUCAUGUUCGAUGAUGUUAUUGCCAUGUGAUACAUCAAUGAUGUAUCAUGUCGGAGACAGGUUAUUUUCGUCAUUUGGCCAAGACAUUUUAGAUGCAUUGUUUUGGACUGCUACUGAACCUAAAACUAGUCGGCGUGAACACUUUGGCGUUUUACCACAUUUUAUCAUUGCUGUUUUCUAUGUUUUUUUACACAGCAUAUUAGUAUUAUGCCAAGCUACCACAUUGAAUGUUGCCAUUAAUUCUAGUCACAAGGCAUUACUAGCAAUCAUGAUGUCCAAUAAUUUUGUGGAGUUAAAAGGAAGCGUUUUCAAAAAGUUUGACAAAACAAACUUGUUCCAAUUAUCAUGCAGUGAUGUUCGUGAACGAUUUCAUCUAUUCAUCUUAUUACUAAUAGUUGUAGUGCAAACAAUGAAAGAAUAUCAAUGGACUAGUGAAUCAUUUUGGGAGUUAAUGCUUGACUGCAUUUAUGUCAUGAUAUCAGAAAUGUUAAUUGAUUGGACAAAACAUGCAUUCAUUACUAGGUUUAAUGAAAUAAACUUGCAUUCACUGAUCACUCAGAUUUGGUUGCAAGACGAAUGGGCUUUAUCCCGAUUCCACUAG
This is a messenger RNA of Rhopalosiphum padi (bird cherry-oat aphid), 960 nucleotides long. Its product is annotated as protein TAPT1 homolog. NCBI's taxonomy places the organism in Eukaryota, Metazoa, Arthropoda, Insecta, Hemiptera, Aphididae. Gene Ontology annotation, biological process: positive regulation of cilium assembly; maintenance of protein localization in endoplasmic reticulum. Gene Ontology annotation, cellular component: endoplasmic reticulum membrane; ciliary basal body. The record is from RefSeq and is a predicted model, not a curated record. The transcript has 9 exons. The coding region runs from base 1 to 960 and encodes 319 amino acids.